AUCGAAAAAGCAUUUGAGUUUAUUGUAUACCUAUUGUUGAUUGUCACAACAUAAUCAAGGGUUAAGAUGAGCUUUUCCCCAAUGAAAUGCUCGAGAUAAAAUAAUUAUAGGAAACAUAAGAUAGUACGGAAUAGUAAUUACAAGUUUUACAUACUAUUUAUAGUAGAUGAAUUCCAUAAAAUUUGUACAAAUUCAUUUUUUAAUGAAAUUUUUGUCAGUUUAAAACUUAGCGACAAAAGGUUGCAUCGGAAAAGUAAGCGGUAGUAUAGUUAUUAAUGUUGAAAUCAUAAUUUAAGUGUGGUUCAACAGUUUCAUAUUACUAAAUACCGUUAUCGAUUUAGCAUCCGAUCGGAGAUUUUUCUGAUACACUGAUACAAUAUGGUUUUUAAAUUCUUCCUAUACCUUUGACUUCUCUAUCUUCUUGAAUCCUUUUUGCUUAUUGUUUGUGAGUUUCAAGAUGGGGUCGUUGCUUGAUGUUUGUCUCUCUUUUACAAAGCAGCAAUUCUCAUUGUUGUUAGCAAUGGGAUGGACUACUUCGUUUAUUCUUUAUGGGCAAGUCGAGUGCAAUCAUUGCUAGCAAUCUUUGCGGCCCAACAUGGAUUUCUAACCCAAUGGACAGAAUUCACAAACAUAAUAAAAUAGCCACAACAAAUUCUUAUUAGUGCCUCCUUAGUGAAUACUAAUUGGGAAUUCACAACUGACUUAAUUACAUCCAUCUUGUUACGAUAACUCACAUCAUUAAUUGUAUGAAUUUGUAUAUUUGAAAAAUAUGAUGAAUAUUCAUGCGGUAUUCAAAGUAAUUAUAUACAAAUUUGAACGGCGAAGAUAAUACAAUGAAUAUUAAAAGUUAACUUUAUCAAGAUAUAACAAAUUAUAUUUGUACUAAAAUAAAAUUAACAUGUCAUGUUUGAAUAUGAUUUUAAGGAUAUAAAUUCUCUUGUGUUAAUCAUUGACACUACUAGAAAACCUCUUUAAAUGAAUAAAUAUAUGAAAUUAUCGUUUAGUUCAUUCAUUACUAUAAAUUAAUAAUUUUCACGAUCAGAUUUUACCCUAUGUUUUUCUUUUCUUCCAUUGAGUUCUAUCAGCAAGGGUCAUCGAAGUGCAGGCUCAAGUUCUUGUUUUGGUCGACUCUGUUAUUUUUUUUAUUAUCUAUAUUAAUAAAAAAUUACAUUUAUUCAUAAUAGAAAGAGCAAAAUAUAAAAAACCAUUUUCUUUUGAGCCGAAACCGAAAGUAUCACAAUGCUGCAGAAGGAACCAAGUGGUGCUCAGCAUAUAUAAAGUAAAUAGCUGGCACAUGAGUUUAAGAAAGCUGGAUUUCAUGGCAACAUAUUUUGUAGUUUCUUCGGCUCUAGUUGUAUAAAUAGGAGAUAGGGUUUCAAAGUUCAUCACUCAAUCUAACUAAGAAGAACAAGAACAAGGAAAGAGUUGAUUAAGAUAUCCGGCGAAGCAUAUUCUAUUUAAUAUUUAUGAUCAUGAUGAUGUGCAAGGCUAACCUCAAGUUCGUGAUGCUAAUUUUCCUCAUCGCCUUUCUUACCACCAACAGUAAGUUUUUCUGUCAAAGCUUGGCUUACUUCAGGCUGGCCUAUAUGUGAUAUGCUUGAGUUCAUACUUACUAAAUCUAGUUGGAUAUAUUUCAACGAAUUAAAACGGUUGGUUAUUAAUUUUAGAUUAAGUUAAUUUUAUUGUUUGAAUUGAAGAUUUAGCGAUUGUGGUUCACCUGCGUUAAAAAUUAGGGUAUAGUGUUAUACCCAUAACUCUUAAUAUACAUGCCAUUGUUGUCAAAAAAUUCGUGCUAUACUAUGAGACAUACAUAUACCUAUUUACGAAAAAAAAAGAGGCCAACCAUAGCAGGGAUGGCAAUGGGUCGGGACGGGGACGGACAGUGUAUAUCCGUUAUCCUAUCCAAAGUAGUUCGGAUUUUACUCAUACCCAUACCCACAUAAGAAACGGGUAGAAAAUUCAAACCAUGCCCAUACUCGUUGGGGUUUCGGGUAUCCACGGUUAUCCAUGGGUAAUAGUUUUUCUUUAUAACUCCAACUAAUAUGUUAAUAUUUACACGUAUUCUCACGUUAUGUAAGACGAAAAGUACAACAAUAAUUCACUAGAACGAAUAAAAUUAAUUAAAACAACACAAUUUCAUAAAAAAUUUAUAUUUAUAUGAUAAAUAUAAAAUAUGUUAGAGAAAAAUAUUGAUUAUUUCUAGACAAAAUAAAUAUGCAUGUGUAUAAUCGGGCGGGUUCGGGUUGGAUAGUGAGAAAACCAUGCCCACCCAUUACCCGCAAUAUUCGGGUUCGGGUUUUACCCGUACCCACUAAAAGUCCUUCGAGUUCGGGUUUCACCCUACCCGAUUAGGUCGGGUUUGGGCAGAUAUCCAUGGUUACAGAUAUUUUAGUCAUCCCUAACCAUAGCAUUUUGGAAAUAGCCUUUAAUAAUUUGAAAUUUUGAUAUUUAUUAAGGUACUAACUUUGUGUCUGGGAAUAAAUAUUGGGCAGGUGCAGGUCAUGAGGACGGAUCCUGUAGUCUAUACUAUGUAAUAAAAGACGGUGACAUUUGCUAUGACAUAGCGAUAGCCUAUCGCACGACCGUUGAAAAGCUUCAGACCUUGAAUCCUGAUAUGGACUGCAAAGUUCUGCUACCUAAAACCAAGAUGUGCGUCAAAGCUUGAGAAGAGAUUAAAAAAAGAAAGAAAGAAAAAAGCUCUAUAUGGCAGAGAAACUGGCGUACUUCUACACUAUAAUAUGUUUUUAAUGUUCUGGUAUUUUGAAUCUAUACUUUGAUGGACUUAGGCGAAUCCGAAUAUUUAUAUAUGUUUGCACCCAUAUCUAAAGUUAAUAACUUUUUUUUUUUGUUACGUGCAAUACAGUGUAACUUUCUAUCUACACCCAUGAAUAAUUAGUGAUGAUAAUGUUAUGGAACAAUAAUAAGUUAUGUGUUAGUUUUUGUUUUUGUCACUGUCCAGUCCUCUCCAUGUUUACCGUUAUUUUAUUAAAAAUAUAUUAAUACCGAUUUAGUAUUAGCACCCUACUAACACUUGUAAUAACGAAUAAGGUGUUAGUAACUAUCACUGUCCCUUUUUCUUCCUCUUUGCCUUCCCUCGUAGCUUUUAUUGGGUUUUAUGUACCAAAUACAGUUUUAAUAUCCAAAGUUUAUGUAUCUUAAUAUUUAGUGCCUAAUUUUUUUUUUUACAAAUAAGUGCCGAAAGUGAGGACUACACGUUUAUAAUUUAUAUUUAUAACGAAGUUAUAACAACAAAUGAAGUCUAGUCAAAUUAGAAAAGAUGCUCAUUAAUAACUACUAUGUAAAAGAUUCAAAUCACAUAUACUACCUUUAUUUAUUUAUUUUUUGUCCAUUUUCCCAUUCUCAAACUACUAUGGAGAUUUAUUAAUUUUUCUCUCAAAAUAUGGAUGUCCCCACUCUUUACAACAAAGUUAUUGCAUGAGUUUUUUUUCUCUCCUUCUAAUGAUAUGGUUCAAUCUUCUCGAUUACCUCAUGUUCAGCUGCGAACGGAUUCCUGGGGAGAGGGUAAUGUUUUGGACAUGGGCGCACACAUCUCUGGAGCUACUUCACCUGCACGGGCCCGGGGUGUGUCAAUCUUCCUCGUGGAGGCGCUCUAAAUCGGAAGUUGAUGCUCUUUCGGUUUAUCUGGAGCUUGCUGCUUGCAUUAUCACCAGAUCGCGUGCCUUGCGGGAGGUCCACAUUGACACCCGCUCCCCACAUUUGAUGCGCUGUCCUACGGUUGAAUGCAGGCUCCCAGCUAAAAUUGAGAGUGACAUUUGCCGAGCAAGGAUGGAGUUGGAAUCUCAGCUCCGGGACCUCAACCAUCGCAUGCAGCCGAUUCACUACACUUACCGAUAGACAGACAGAUAGAUGGCAUCUAUUUGAGUUUCACUGUGUAAUUUAAGUGUUUGCUAAUGUGUUAUCAAUCUAGACAAACUCACAGAACCAAGCUAGCUAGUCAUCCUGCUUUUUACAAGACUGCUUAUUUCGUUCAGCUAAUGGCAAUGCAUAAUUUGCUUGAUUGGCUAUAUUAACUAGAUAGGGAGGAAUUACUAGCAUUUGAAGCUAUCUAACUAACUAACUAAUCCUUAUAGCCUCUGUUUAAGUUUAAUCCUUAUAGCCUCGCUUUCUGUCCUUGUCAAUCUUUUUUUUCUAGCAAGCAAAAUGGAUUAUUUACCAGGAAUACCAACUCAAUUGAGACUCCCUUGGAAGGGGAGGUUUCCCUCUCUCAACUAGGUUAAAUGGCUAAUUGGAUUGCUAAGCAUAAAAAUGCACAUUCCUUAGGUUGCUAAGCACUAAACAUGCACAAGCCUAAGGAUGCUAAGCAUAAACAUGCACAAUCAAGAUGAAUAAUACCUCAAUCAUUAAAUUAAACAAUACCCAAUGACAAUCAUUCACAUUCACAUAAAAGAAACUACAUGGUAGAGUUAGAGUUUCACAACACCCAAGUGAAGGGAAAACUACUCCAUGCUAGAACUGAGGAAACACACAAAGGGAAAGGAUAGAAACCAUAUUGGAGUAUGCUCCCACUCUUCUUGAUCCUUGUGUUGAACUUCCCUUGAAGGAAAUCUCCCCAAAAUCCAUCUUGGAGCAAAACCCUAGCCUUCUUCUCCUUUGGUUCGUGUUCCUCUCUCUAGAAUUCAGAAGAAGGUUUUUCACACAAAGUGGGCUUUCCCCUCUCUCCUCCUUUCAGCUCAUCUUUUAACCCAGAGACGAGCUCAGUUCACGGUCGUGAACCAUCAAACGCGUCCGUGAACUUCAGGCGUGCGCCAAAACGCACUGCGUCGUUCACGGUCAACGACCUCUUUUCACGGUCUUAGUGACCGUGAACACAACAUGCGUCAGUAACUUCUGGAAAUGCUCUGGACGCCUUGUGUUUCACGGUCAGCAGCUCCUCUUCACGGUCAUGCAAGACCAUGAACUUCCUGUCCAAGCCGUGAACUGGCCCUUUUUCACCUCUGCUCCCGGUUUUCGAUCCUUUUCGUCCAACUUUCGACUAUGAGGCUGGUUUCACCUGUUAAAUCCUGAAACAUGCUAAAACACAAGAAACCUAGCGUAAAACAACCUUUUAGGAGCGAAUUUGCCGCAAACAUCUAAGUAAAACGGGGGUAAAACAUGUACAAUUAGGCCUGAAUCAUUCAAGGACUACACAAAGUCGGCGGGGGGACAUGAGGUUCUGUUGGGUGAUCAUCGCACGAUCAAGGUUCUUGGAUCUGGAACCGUGGAGCUUUUCUUCACUUCGGGGAAGAAAUUUGUUCUCACCAAUGUCCUUCACAUUCCUGAUGUUAGAAAGAACUCGGUUUUUGGUUUCAUUCUUUGUAAGAAUGGGAUAAAGGUUGUGAUAGAAUCUGAUAGGGUGAUUCUGACCAAGGCUGGUAUGUUUGUUGGGAAUGGGCUAUGUUAGUGAUGAUAUGUUUAAGCUAAGUAUUGACAAUGGUAAUAUUAAUAAUAAAAUUGAUGGUUUUGC
Messenger RNA from Linum trigynum, 5464 nucleotides. The record is from the annotation of a GenBank genome assembly. Lineage: Eukaryota; Viridiplantae; Streptophyta; Magnoliopsida; Malpighiales; Linaceae.